CUUACAAAUUCAACAUGUCGAAGAGAGGACGUGGUGGUUCCUCCGGAGGAAAAUUCCGUAUCUCCCUUGCCCUGCCAGUUGGGGCAGUUAUCAACUGCGCUGACAACACAGGUGCCAAGAACUUGUACAUUAUUGCUGUGCAUGGCAUCAAGGGACGAUUGAACCGACUACCAUCGGCGUGUCUCGGUGAUAUGGUCGUUGCAACGGUAAAGAAAGGCAAGCCAGAGUUAAGAAAAAAAGUAAUGCCAGCUGUGGUGGUACGACAAAGAAAGGCAAUACGGAGGAAGGAUGGAGUAUUCAUAUACUUUGAAGACAAUGCAGGAGUUAUAGUAAACGUCAAGGGUGAAAUGAAAGGUUCAGCCAUCACCGGACCCGUCGCCAAGGAAUGUGCUGAUUUGUGGCCCCGUAUUGCCUCGAACGCCAGCUCCAUUGCUUAACUGUAAAUUUAACUUGUAAAAUAAAAAAAUUUAAAAUCA
Messenger RNA from Lineus longissimus, 476 nucleotides. RefSeq names its product large ribosomal subunit protein uL14. The record is from RefSeq and is a predicted model, not a curated record. Gene Ontology annotation, cellular component: ribosome; cytosolic large ribosomal subunit. The coding region runs from base 15 to 437 and encodes 140 amino acids. Gene Ontology annotation, molecular function: structural constituent of ribosome; large ribosomal subunit rRNA binding. Gene Ontology annotation, biological process: translation. The transcript is spliced from 5 exons. Lineage: Eukaryota; Metazoa; Nemertea; Pilidiophora; Heteronemertea; Lineidae.